Messenger RNA from Andrographis paniculata, 1767 nucleotides. Its product is annotated as transcription initiation factor IIA large subunit-like. The transcript is spliced from 11 exons. Gene Ontology annotation, cellular component: transcription factor TFIIA complex. Gene Ontology annotation, biological process: transcription initiation at RNA polymerase II promoter; transcription by RNA polymerase II. The record is from RefSeq and is a predicted model, not a curated record. The coding region runs from base 150 to 1367 and encodes 405 amino acids. Lineage: Eukaryota; Viridiplantae; Streptophyta; Magnoliopsida; Lamiales; Acanthaceae.
CUCUUCUCUCCUCUCCCUCCCUCCCCCCUCCCCCCCUUCUCUCAGCCCUCGCCUCUCACGCACUUCCAAACCCUACAUCUGUUAGGAUUCGCCCCAAGUUUCUGUGUUUCUGUCGCUGGAUUUCACUUUUCUUUCAUUUCUUUUUGUGAAUGGCCAGCUCUACCACCAGCGGUGUUUAUAUCCAUGUCAUCGAGGACGUUAUCAACAAGGUCCGCGACGAGUUCGUCGGCAACGGUGGACCAGGAGAUGGCGUGCUGAAGGAGCUUCAAGGAUUGUGGGAACUUAAGAUGAUGCAAGCUGGAGCAAUUUUGGGUCCCAUAGACAGGACAACUCAAAAGGCUGGGGUAGAUGGUGUUACACCUAAUGCUGUGCAUGACCUAAAUGUGCCCUAUGAAGGAACCGAGGAGUAUGAAACUCCAACUGCCGAUAUGCUCUUCCCUCCGACUCCACUGCAGACACCUAUGCAGACACCACUGCCUGGAGCUGGGCAAACUCCAUUGCCAGGAAUGUCUCAGACGCCAUUGCCUGGAACAGCUCCAACUCCUCUUUCUGGACUCGACAGUGGUUCUUUGUAUAGUAUUCCUACUGGGGGCACCCCAAUUACUCCUAAUGAGUAUACAUCCAAUAAUGAAAACGGUGGUGUGCCUGAGAUUAAUGCUGGUCAUGGAAGACCUAGUCCGUAUAUGCAGCCACCUUCUGCUUGGUCAAACCAAAGGCCCCCUCUUGAUGUGAAUGUUGCUUAUGUUGAAGGUCGGGAAGAGAAUCAGAAAGGAGGACCCCACCAGCCAACAACUCAGGAUUUUUUUAUGCCUUCUGGAAAGAGAAAGCGAGAUGACUUUCCUCCACCUUACCAUACUGGUGGAUACAUCCCACAGCAAGAUGGAGCUGGAGAUAAUUUAUCAGAUGCUGCGGAGGUGGUUAAAGGUGAUUCCCAUCAAAUGUCUAUUCAAGGGGGAGUGUUACCUUCUAUGAAUAGGAUUCCUCAGCUGGAUGGUCAAGUGCCUGACCCUUACGAUGACAUGCUUUCUACUCCCAAUAUAUACAACUACCAAGGAGUUGUAAAUGAAGAUUACAAUGCGGUGAACACCCCUGCGCCUCACGAGAUGCAAGCUGCUACUCCUGCUCCUGUUCAGAACGAUCCUGCGGAUGAUGACGAGGACGAGCCCUUGAAUGAAGACGACGACGACGAUGAGCUUGACGAUGUCGACGAAGGGGAUGAUGAGAACACAAUGCAUUUGGUAGUAGCUCAGUUUGAAAAGGUGACGAGGACCAAAAGCAGAUGGAAAUGCACACUGAAAAAUGGCAUUAUGCACAUUAAUAAUAAAGAUUUUAUGUUCAGUAAGGCUACCGGAGAAUUCGACUUCUGAUUUUUGGUGAAGCAAUGGAUUGAAUAUGGCUUGGCUGGGGUGACUAGGGAAAACUUUUCGUUGGUCGAAUUGAAUCAGGACAAUGCUCAUCAUGCCAAGCCAUGUACAUACAGAGGUUCGACUCCAAUAUGCUGAAUUUAAAAAAACAAACCCUAGUAUCGAAUCCUGUAAAGUUAAAUUGCUGUCUGUGUCGUUUCUGUAUUGGAUCAAAAAUUCUUAAGUGGUGCGGCGUCUUCGUGCUACUUUGGGAAUGAAAUGGGAUCUCUGCAGAAUUCCAUGGAACUCCUCCAUAGAUGUACUCUCAAAGUUUUGGACUUAUUAGCAUCAUGACUGACUGUCCUUUGCUUCGCUUCUGCUUUCAGCUGCAAUUAAAAUAUAGAUGAUGGUAUUUUUCUAUCCA